GCUGCUUCUGCUGCCGCCGCUCUCUCCGCUCGCUCUCUCUUUUUUUGGGGCUCCCACGCGCGCUCUCUCCCCUCAGAAUAAAUCGUUAAUAGGCGAUUCGCAAAAAUAUCGAAGAAAAUUAAAUACCCGUCGCGAAAAAAGCGGAAAAUCAUCUCGCUAAAUCGCGGUGCAGUGCUGAAACAAGCGAGGAAAUCAACAAGAAGAGACAGUGCUGCAAUCGAGAAGCUUUAUAAAUAUAAAUCCGUCUAGUAUAGUGGCGGAAAUACUUACAGCAAUAAAAAGAAGAGAUAUUAAACAAAACAAGGAGAAAACGGCAAGCCAUUAAAAAGUAAAACUAGCCACGUCAAAUUAAUAAAUCUAAAUACAAUCAACUGUGACGGCAAUUCCCAGAAGAGACAUUGGCCUUUUAACUGCCUUAAAGUUGACGAAUUCAGCAAAGACUCUUGACUCUGCCGGGCUGUUUGGAUUGGACUCAUCCAGCUUUCGAGGAAGCCCACUCGCCAAAGAAAAGCGAGGAAAAAUCGGCAGAGCGAACGCUCCACAUCCACUUGAUGACCCUCUGGAGAGGAGGAGGAAGUGUCUCCUAGUUGGCCUCCUCGAGUCCGCCUCAUUCAAUGUCACUUGCCUCGAGGACGAGUGUUAAGUCGGGCGGCAGCGAAGUGGAUUUGAGACAGCGGAAUGCCAGUAUCCGGAACCUCUUCGCUCCCACGCCCGGUGAGUUGGCCAAGCGGAAAGAAGCCCGUCAGAGGAGCCGCAGCCAGAGCAGCUUCUCGCUCCAGAGAGUGGGUCAGGAGGGGAUUGGAUUUGCCGCUAAUGGGACUCCUGCAAAUGGGAGUGGGUCCCGGGAUGCUGAGCAGCUGCAGCUGCUGCAUCGUUCCACAGGGAAACUGGCCGGCUGGAGCAAUGGCCAUAGCUUCGACGAUGAUUACGGCCGGCGAGCCGCCUUGGGCAUAAAUCAAUUGCCAAUGACUGCGAAUCAAUCGGCAGUGAGACAAUACAAUGGCCAGGACAAUGCCGAGUCCCAGCCAAGCCCCAACAAUGGCUGCUGGCCUGCGACGAGUGCAUUUGAAUUGCCAAUGAGGCCGACUCGCACUCGGACCUUGGCUCGGACUCGUUCUCCGGCGGAGCACAAAAACUGGAGCUCGACGAGCCAGGUGGAAAAUUUUAUUAACAGCAACGAGCAGCUGCAGCAUCAGGACCCAUACCAAAACCAUCGCCAGGACAUUUCUGUUGACUUUGGUAAUGAAAUGACCUGGGGCAAAUCUGCUGAGAAAUCGCUGCCAUUGAAUCACCUGAGCAGCAUGAGCCCGAGCAGCCGACAAGGAGGAUUUUCCCAGCAGGACGACUGGGAUUUCGACUGGGAGCCAGAGUCAGAGCCCGGGCAGCGCGAAAGUUUGCACAGCCAAAGUUAUCGACCGGCGGCGGUUCCGGCAGCGGAGUCAACGCCGCUGGCAGAGCGCCUGCAGCGGUUUCGAUACCGCCAGCAACUGCAGCAACAGCAGCAGCAACAAGGGCACAUCACUGAUAGCGACGCUUACAAUAGCCCCUACGCCGGUCAGUUAUCAGCUGAACAAAUAGGCGUUGCAAAUUCGUGGAGACAGCCAGUUAGUGGGUUUUCUGCAGUCGAGGCUGGGGAACCAGCGGAGCAGGAGUACCCCGACCUAGAGCAAGAACCAAAGAGAGAUCUAGAGCCAGAUCGCGUGCUAUAUCCCGACUCGGAGCCGGAGGACGAAGAGGCAGCGCCGAAACGGCGUAUUGUCAUCAGGCGGCGCAUUGUGCGCAGCACCAACACCGCCAAAUCCGGUGGAAAUACCACCUCGGAAACUGUCGGUAGCACCACUGCCACCGAGGCUGCCCGGAGCACCGCCGACAAGUCGGGUGCAGGUGGCGGCGGCAAAAAUCUUGGCUGGCUGACUAGGCUGCGCAGCUUUGGAGCCAGCAACAGGAAGAACUCCUUGGAGACUGCCGCAGCAGCAGCAACACUCAGUAGCAGCAAUCACUCCGCAGAAGGCAGCAGCAGCAUCAGCUGCAGCAGCAAUCGAAUCAUGGCCGUCCUGCGUACCAUGAAGCUGAAGGAGCGCCUGGUCAUCAGCCUGGGCGCUACCUUGGUCCUGCUUACCCUGCUGCUCAUUGUGGACGUGCAGAUGGACUUUGGGGUGGCCAAUCGCCACCUAUUACAGCAGCAGCACCAGAAGAUCCGGCUGGGCAACGACUACGAUGCCACGGGCGCUGGCGGCGGAGGUGGAAUGCUGCAUGAGUUCAAGCGCAAAUUCCUGCAGAAGAGCAACUCAUCCGGCUCGAAGGAGGCCUCCACGCAGGCGGCGGCAAGUCAGAGCGGCGGGGCAACCAGUGGCCAGGAGGCGGCAGCAGGAGCCUCCGGGGGAGCGGCCGGACCCGGAACGGGGGCCAGCAUCCCCACCCGGAAGCCCACCCCGCACGAUCGUUAUGCGGAUCUGCAGAAGCACCUUCUCAGCGACGAGUACUCGCAUGUGAUUGUGGACAACGCGCCGGAUGUGGGACGGGACAAUCCCACGAUGGCCGAGAUGCUACAUCGCAAGGCCAGUGCAAAUGCCAGCAAUUUGGAGCGCUUCCAAUUGCGCAUCACGAAGAAGGAGCUGUACGGCGAGCAGGACACUCUGGUGGAUGCGGUGCUACGUGACAUGAUCAAGCUGCCAAUACAGCAUGUCGUGCAAAAGGAGGGCGGCACCCAGCUGAAAUUGAUCAUCGAGUAUCCCAACGAUAUCAAGGCCUUAAUGAAGCCGAUGCGGUUUCCGAGGGACCAGCAAACGCUGCCCAACCAUUUCUACUUCACGGACUACGAGCGCCACAACGCCGAGAUUGCCGCCUUCCACCUGGACAGGAUACUGGGAUUCCGCCGUGCCAUGCCCGUCGCCGGCCGAACGCUGAACAUUACGACCGAAAUUUAUCAACUGGCCGAGGAGAAUUUAUUGAAGACGUUCUUUGUUUCGCCAUCGCUGAAUUUAUGCUUCCAUGGCAAGUGCUCGUACUAUUGUGACACCUCGCAUGCCAUUUGCGGCAAUCCGGACAUGCUGGAGGGCUCCUUCGCCGCCUUUCUGCCCAGCUUUGAGUCCGGCAAUCGCAAGGGACGAAAGCUGUGGCGGCAUCCCUGGCGACGCUCCUACCACAAAAGGAAGAAGGCCCAGUGGGAGACAGAUGCCAAUUAUUGUGCCCUGGUCCGGGACAUUCCGCCCUACGACGAGGGCAGGCGGCUCUACGACCUCAUGGACAUGGCCGUGUUUGAUUUUCUUACUGGCAACAUGGAUCGUCAUCAUUACGAGACAUUCAAGGUCUACGGCAACGAGACGUUUCCCCUGCAUUUGGACCAUGGUCGUGGCUUUGGGCGUCCCUACCACGAUGAGCUCUCCAUCCUGGCGCCCGUACUGCAAUGCUGCCUCAUACGCAAGUCGACGCUCGUUAAGCUGCUGGAGUUUCACAACGGCCCCAAGACGCUUUCGCAGCUGUUGAGCGAGUCGUUGAGUCAGGAUCCCGUCAGUCCGGUGCUGUGGCAGCCUCACUUGGAUGCCCUCGACCGGCGGACCGGCAUAAUCCUGCAAAGCAUACGGGAUUGCAUCAAGCGAAAUCCACCGGGCGACGUCGAUGCGUCCGAGACGGACCUCUCCUCGUAGCAAUGAGGAGCGGCGGCGAGAGUGGAACAACAAAUCAUCCUAGAGCAUUAGCUUAAACCCCUAGCUGUUAGUCGCGUGUCCUGUGUGUUGAAGCAAAACAAAACAAUACAAUUAGCGUUAAUGUUUGUGGCAAUCGAUCUUUGAAAAAGGUCAACGUCCUAAGUGAAACAAUUCCCUGUCGCUCUGUCUGCACAUACCAAAAACAAAAACAAAGGGAAGCCAGCAAAUCAGCCGAGAGCCAAGAACGGAAAUGAAUUCACUCUAAUGUUUAUACUUUCACCUAGUUUUGCUGGGCAGAAUGUCCCCUUCUGGUCUUGAUUGGCAAUGAAAAUAGAGUACCUCCCACGCAAUCGCACACCCCAAUCACACUUAGUACUAUCUUAUACAGUGGGUGCCAAACAUAAACAAGGACACAUUGUGCAAACAACCCAGGAAGGAAGGAAAUCUUAACAUGUUGCCGGCGUGCGCCAGAAGGAAACUUCUUCAAAAGACUAUAAAAAACACUAACAAGAAGAACUAAAACUGAAAUGAAAACUACUGAAAAAUUCAAACUAUUUUCUAAAUAUUUAUUUAUAAUUUUUUUCAUACAUUUUACAACUUUUAUGAGCGUACGUUUUUCCUCGUAUGCAAAGUGCCCCUCCAGUCCAGUCCCCCCACAGACCCGAGCCCCUCUUCUCAAGAAAAGUUGUUGCAAGUUUAGUUUGUAAGUCAACCUAACUUUAUGAUCGAUAUCAGGCGUAGCUUUAUCCGAUUCCGGGGGCGCAUUGCGACGUGUCCGUCGGAUCGUCUUAUUAGUUAGUCCAAUCAGUUCCAGCGAGAAUCAUGUACUUCACCACGUGGGAAACAAAACAAAAGAACUAAGAGAACUACUGUUAAAAGUCUAAUGAUUAAUAUUAUUGCGUACAUAGUUAAGUUACAUUUGUUUUUAUUAUUGUAACGUUUUUCAAUUGUACCUAGAAUGGUUGCUAAAGAGCGAGCAGACGUCGUCUGCCGAAUUUGUUAAUUGGCCAAGAAGAGACAGGUAAAACGAGUAAGGAAACAACAACUAAAUUGUGUUAGGAUUAGUAAAAUUUUAGUGAAAAUUUCUGAUGUAAUUAAUAAAAAACGUACCAAAGAAAA
Drosophila kikkawai is the source of this 4766-nucleotide messenger RNA. Lineage: Eukaryota; Metazoa; Arthropoda; Insecta; Diptera; Drosophilidae. The record is from RefSeq and is a predicted model, not a curated record.